This is a messenger RNA of Solanum tuberosum (potato), 2259 nucleotides long. RefSeq names its product putative nucleobase-ascorbate transporter 10. The record is from RefSeq and is a predicted model, not a curated record. Gene Ontology annotation, biological process: transmembrane transport. Gene Ontology annotation, molecular function: transmembrane transporter activity. Bases 498 to 2087 code for a protein of 529 amino acids. Lineage: Eukaryota; Viridiplantae; Streptophyta; Magnoliopsida; Solanales; Solanaceae. Gene Ontology annotation, cellular component: membrane. The transcript is spliced from 14 exons.
UUUAGUAUAUUCUAUGUGUUUUAGUUUAAAAUCAUAAUAUUCAAAAAUCUUUCUUUAUUUUAUUAAAUUUUGUGUCAAGUAAAAAAUUGUUAUCCCAGGGGAUAAUGCAUUGAAUAAGGAUCCUGGAUUACGUAUAUCAGGGAUGAAAUAAUCCCAUUUAACCUUUCCAGAGAAUUUUGAGGAUUUUAACAUUAAAAUUAGUCUUUAGUAAGAGUUACAGCACAAGAUACUAAAGCACAGGGAUUUUUUCAUACAUGAGGAGAAUGAGUUGUUUUGGUAUCAGAUACUAUUAAAUUCAUAUCUUUCACUCUUUAAAACUAAGGCCAAAAAUAUUUGUAACGGCAAUAUACUCAAUUAGUUUCAUAUCAGUAUGUUUAAUUAUAACAAUACAAAUGUAACGUUCAUUCUUUUGCUACAACGAAAAAAGUCAAUAUUGUCAAUGCAUGAAGUAGCGCCAAUUUUCAACUUUCUCUAAAACCAAUCUCUAAGUUUCAAUCAUGUCUAGUGGCAACAAUGGAGCUAAAAAGGCUGAAGAAUUGCAUCCUCAUCCAGUUAUGGAACAACUUAAGAAUGUACAAUACUGUGUUAAUAGCCCACCACCUUGGGGGGAAGCAUUGUUAUUGGGGUUUCAGCAUUACAUAUUGAGUCUUGGUAAUAUUGUCUUAUUUCCAAGUAUCAUAGUUCCUCAAAUGGGUGGUGACAAUGAUGAGAAGGCAAAAAUAGUACAGACAUUGCUUUUUACUUCAGGAGUGAAUACAUUACUCCAAUCCUUAUUUGGGACCAGAUUGCCAUUGGUAAUGGGAGGUUCAUAUGCAUACUUGAUACCAAUCAUCUCAAUUAUCCAGGCUAAUAAGUUCUCAGUUCUUCAGGAUCCUGAGCUGAGGUUUAUGCAUACAAUGAGGAGCAUACAGGGGGCUCUUAUUGUUACUUCUAGUUUCCAAAUUCUACUGGGCUUUCUUGGCCUGUGGAGAAAUGUUGUAAGGUUACUUAGCCCUCUAUCUGUGGCACCACUUGUUACCUUUACUGGACUAGGGCUCUACCAUCUUGGCUUCCCAUUGAUUGCAGAAUGUAUUGAAGUUGGGAUACCACAUUUAAUUUUCAUGGUUGUCAUCACACAGUAUCUACCAACAUAUCUCAAAUUAAAGAGGCCCAUAUGUGACCGGUUUGCAAUGCUCUUCUCUAUAGCAAUUGUAUGGUUUUAUGCAGCAAUCUUGACCUGGAGUGGUGCAUACAAGAAUGAAAAUGAAGCAAAUUGUCGCACUGAUAGCUCUGGACUCAUUGCUGGAUCUCCUUGGAUCGACCUGCCAUAUCUAUUCCUAUGGGGGGUUCCAACUUUCAAAUUUGGAGAUGCUUUUACUAUGAUGAUCGCUUCUUUUGUUGCUUCUGUGGAGUCAACUGGUGUAUUUCAUGCAUCAGCGAGAUAUGGAAGCGCUACACCAGUGCCACCUUCUGUCAUUAGCCGGGGUGUUGGCUGGCUGGGGAUUGGGACUAUGCUAAAUGCCGUUUUUGGUGGUGUCACUGGUUGCGCUGCUACAGCGGAAAACGCUGGUCUAUUGGCAAUGACAAGAGUUGGAAGCCGAAGAGUCGUGCAAAUAUCUGCUGGUUUUAUGAUUUUCUUCUCCAUCUUAGGAAAAUUUGGAGCACUCUUUGCUUCAAUACCUGCAUCAAUCAUGGCUGCAAUGUAUUGUAUCUUCUUUGGAUACAUGUCUUCAGCUGGUCUUGGAUUUCUCCAAUUCUGUAACCUUAACAGCUUUAGAACAAACUUCAUAUUGGGAUUUUCUCUUUUUCUGGGAUUUUCCUUACCACAAUACUUCAGAGAGCAUCACAUGUAUUCUGUAUCUGGUCCUCUUCAUACAAAUUCAAGAUGGUUCAAUGACACAAUGUCUGUCAUCUUCAUGUCACACGCCACGAUAGCUGCUGCAGUUGCUGUAUUUUUGGAUAGGACUCUUCCAUUUAGUAACGAUGAAGCUCGAAAAGACAGUGGCUUGCAUUGGUGGGACAAGUUUGUGGUAUAUACUAAAGAUGUUAGAAGUGAUGAGUUUUAUAAAUUACCAUGCCAACUUAAUAGGUUCUUCCCACCUUAUUAGUCAAAAAAGAAAUAUCAUCACUAUUUUGUAAGGGGCUUGUUUCCUUCAUAAAUUCACUCGAGUUCGAGUUUUGUUCUUUUAUUCCUUUAGAAUAGCAUAUGUCAUUCUGUUGACAUCCUAGAAAUCUUGCUAUUAUUGAAUGUCAGGUGUAUCUUUAACGGAUCCUCAAAUG